Molecule: messenger RNA, 699 nt
Organism: Pyricularia pennisetigena
Lineage: Eukaryota; Fungi; Ascomycota; Sordariomycetes; Magnaporthales; Pyriculariaceae
Exons: 1
Coding region: 1-699 (232 amino acids)
Source: RefSeq, a predicted model, not a curated record
AUGUCUAGUGCCACACCACCACCCAUAACCACCAACGCGGCACCCAGCACGCAGCCGCCUGCACAUGCCAGUGCGCGCGUCGGCAGCCCCAUCUACAACUUUACCAUCUCCGACCCCGAAACGGCAGCGACAUUCGACGUGCCCGCGUCGACCGUCAUCGCCGCCCGCAAGGCUGCGAACCCGGCCAAGGUGGUCUACACGGCGCUCGGCACGGGCGCAAUCGUCUUCAACCGCGCCCGGACCGCCGUGCUGCUCGUCCAGCGCUCGGCGGCCGAUAGCAUGCCGAACCUGUGGGAGGUGCCGGGCGGCGGGGUGGACGACUCGGACGCCACGGUCGUGCACGCCGUCGCGCGGGAGCUGUGGGAGGAGGCCGGGUUGGUGGCGCGGCGCAUCGGGGCAGUGGUGCCUGCCGUGGAGGGCGGGCCGGCCGAGUUCGUCUUUGCGACGAGGAGUGGCAGGAUCGUGGCCAAGUUUCAUUUUCUGAUCGAGGCGGACGGAGACGAGAAUGACGUCAGGCUGGAUCCCCAUGAGCACCAAGCUUGUGUCUGGGCAACCGAGGAGGAGUGCAGGGAUGAGAAGAUGAAGACUGGGCUGGGGAUCCCGUUCACGACAAAAUCCCAAAAGGCAACGGUGCUGCAGGCUUGGAGGAUGAUGCGGGAGGGAAGGGAUGGUCUCGGUGGUACUGUGGAUGGACCUUAA